UUAAUCAGAAGCAGCUAUCUCAACUAGUACAUAUCCAUGGCAGCAGCUAAUUCUCAUCAACCUGUCUUGGUUUUGUUCACUACUUUUGUUGUUGCAGCUGCUAUUGUGUUGGCCCCAACUACGUGCACUGCUCAACUCACUUGUGAUUUCUAUCAGCAGUCCUGCCCUCAGGCAUUGCAAACCAUCAGAUCAGUUGUCAACGAAGCUAUUAAUCGGGAGAGGCGCAUGGGAGCAUCGCUCCUACGCUUGCACUUUCAUGACUGCUUUGUCAAUGGGUGUGAUGGAUCGAUUUUGCUGGACGACACAGUGAACUUCACAGGUGAGAAGACGGCGGGUGCGAAUCUGAACUCUGUUAGAGGUUUUGAUGUAAUUGAUGAAAUUAAAGCAACCCUCAAUACAUAUUGCAAUGGCAAUGUGGUCUCAUGUGCUGAUAUCUUAGCAGUUGCAGCUCGUGACUCGGUUGAGAUUGUAAGUGCUAAAAAAAGCCUUCGAUGUUUAAAUUGUCUAAAAAGGAUUUUCCUAGCCAUUUUAUAUUUUGCAUGUUAUGUUGUUAACUAA
Messenger RNA from Prunus mume (Japanese apricot), 558 nucleotides. NCBI's taxonomy places the organism in Eukaryota, Viridiplantae, Streptophyta, Magnoliopsida, Rosales, Rosaceae. The record is from RefSeq and is a predicted model, not a curated record.